Messenger RNA from Trametes versicolor FP-101664 SS1, 1639 nucleotides. Its product is annotated as cytochrome P450. The record is from RefSeq and is a predicted model, not a curated record. Gene Ontology annotation, molecular function: monooxygenase activity; iron ion binding; heme binding. The coding region runs from base 1 to 1632 and encodes 543 amino acids. The transcript is spliced from 12 exons. Lineage: Eukaryota; Fungi; Basidiomycota; Agaricomycetes; Polyporales; Polyporaceae.
AUGCCAGUCAGUUUACCCGUUCUUGGGGCGAUCGGUGUUCUCCUCUACGGCCUCUGGCAUUUUCUACAGGAUUACUUCCUCAGCUCUCCGCUCGACAAUCUUCCGGGACCCGCGUCCAGUUCAUUGCUUCAAGGACACAUUCAGGAGAUCUUUGCACGGAGAGGGUGGAAAUUCCUCAAAGACCUGUCAGAGCGGUAUGGACCUGUGACGAGGCUGCGAGGCCUUCUAGGGGCCCGGAUGCUGAUUGUGUACGACCCCAAAGCCCUCCAUAGUCUUCUGAUCAAGGACGCGGACUCAUACCCGAAAUGCUCCGCCCCGUUCGACGAAUUCAUGCUCUUCCUCGGCCCCAGCGUGCUCACGACCGACGGGGGCCAGCACCGCCGCCAGCGCAAACAGCUCAACCCCGUCUUCUCCGCCGCACAUCUGCGCAACAUGAUGCACCUGUUUUACGACAUCGCACACCGGGUCCGCAAGGCUCUAGAGCACCGCGUCGCGAGCGCCCCAAGGGGCGAUGUCGUCGACGUCAACGGCUGGAUGGCGCGCACGACGCUGGAGAUGCUCGGUCAGGCGACGCUCGGGUACUCGUUCGACAACUUCGUGGACGACUCGACGGACGCCUUUGGCGAGUCGCUCAAGGGCUUCUUCCCCACGUAUGCCCGCAUUGCGCUCGUCGGCUUUCUCAUCCCCCCGUUCUCGUAUUUUCUGCCGCAGAGGGUCUGCCGCGCGGUACUCCGCGCUAUCCCGCACGCGGAUAUCCGGAAAAUGAUGCACAUUUCGGAUACAAUGGCGCAGCGUUCGUUGGAGAUCAUCAACGAGAAGAAAAUGGCGCUGCUGAAAGGUGACGAUGUGAUGCGGGAGAAAGUUGGAGAGGGCAAGGACCUCAUGAGCAUUCUAUUGAAGGCCAAUAUGCUUGCUUCCGAGGCAGAUAGGCUGUCCGACGAGGAGCUCAUCGCGCAGAUGUCAACCUUCAUCCUCGCGGGAAUGGACACCACCGCGAACUCGCUCACGCGAAUCCUGCAUGUACUCGCGGAGCACCCGGCCGAGCAGGAGAAGCUGCGCGCGGAGGUCAGCGAGGCACGCCUCGGGAACGACAUCACAUACGAGGCACUGGAGAAGCUCCCGUACCUGGACGCCGUCUGCCGAGAAACCUUGCGUUUAUACUCCCCCGUCAACGUGAUCGGCCGCACAUCUGCCAAGGAUAUGACCCUCCCGCUGCUCACUCCCGUGAUGAGGAAGAACGGUUCGCUGGUCAGUGAGGUGGCGGUCCCGGAGCGGACUUGGAUCCUGGCGAACAUCCAGGCCAGCAAUUACAACCGCGCGCUGUGGGGUGAGGAUGCGUACGAGUGGAAGCCUGAGCGCUGGCUGAAGCCGUUCCCGGCCUCGCUUGAGGAUGCGCGCAUCCCUGGCGUGUACUCGAAUCUGCUGUCAUUUUCCGGUGGAAGCCGCUCGUGCAUUGGUUUCAAGUUCUCACAGCUCGAAAUGAAGAUCCUCCUCUCGAUUCUCCUCUCGACCUUCAAAUUCGAGACGACAGGAAGGACGGUUACAUGGAACACCUCGGGAGUCAGCUAUCCUACAAUGGGCGAGAGCAGCGACAAGCCCGAGCUGCUCCUCAAGGUUAUCAAAGUCGGAUGAAUGUCCC